AUGCGGCUCAGAGCAGCAGACGGUCAUUUCAGAUCGUCAAAUAGCCCCUGUCUGAAUGUUACACAGCCACGACAGCUGCAGUGUGAUGGUCACAGGAUCCGUUUGGCCUCCAGCUCCGGCUCCCGGCUCAACCCCUCCGCCUGGUAUGUGCGCUCGCCCAAAGUGGCUGCCGAGGCCAGAGCGCUCCCGCUUUGUGAUGGUGCACCACCGGGUUACGUGAAAGACAAGAGGCGGUCGCCCCCGUCUGCCAGGUCGCCCUCCGCCCCACAGAGGAACCCUCACCACAGCGGCGCCGCGGACGAGCAGGAGAGUCCCGAGAGAGUGGUGCAGAAGGAGAAGCUCCAUGCAGAGCUGAAGCAGGUGUUGAGUCAGAAACGAAGCCAUCUGAGAGAGUCGACCUGCCAACUGGCCCAACCGGAGAUGGACUCGGAGCCGACAGAGGAGCAGACAGUCAGCCUGUUCCCCCACAUGAAAACCAAAGGAUAUGCCGGAGCAGAGACGGGAGCAAAAGUGGAAACAGGACGACUGGAGGGAGAGGUGGACGUCUCUCCGUCUGAAAUACCCGGAGCUAAAGUGAAAACCAAAGCCAAAGGACACAAGUUUGGGAUCACAUUUCCUAAGACCAAACACACAAAGUCAGGCUCGUCUUUGGAAACGGUGGAGCUGAAGCCUCCGAGUAUCAACAUCCAGCCGCCGUCGGUGGAGUUCAGUUUGUCCGGUGAUAAAGGCGUGGACGUGGAGAAGGGAGGAGCUAAGUUUAGCCCGCCUGAUGUGGAGUUCACGCUGCCUUCAGGAAAAGCUGAAGGGAAGGCAGAAAUCAAAGCUCCUAAAGUGGACAUUAAAGGAGGAGCCGAUGCAGCCGAAGGAAAAGGAGAUACAAAGCUCAGAAUGCCGAAGUUGAAACUACCAAAAGUGAGACUCUCACGUCAUUCGGAUGAGAUUGAUGGCGACAUCAAGCUAAAAGCUGAAGGGAUGAAAAUGCCAGACAUCAAACCGCCAAAAGUAGAAAUCAGAGGAGAUGGGGAGGCAAAUAUCACCAAACCGAAGCUGGAAGGUGAUCUCUCAGGAAAAGCUGCAUCUGUUCAAAUGCCUUCUGUUGAUAUUUCUUUACCAAAAGUGAAGGGAAAAGCUGACGUCUCGCUCCCAGAGUUUGAAGGGGCUGGGAAGACAUCGAUCAACAUGCCCGCCGUCGACGUCUCUGUGCCGGAUGUUGAUUUGGAAUUAGACACCGGAUGGAGAAUUCCCGAUGAGGUGGAAGGAACUUUGAAAGGGCCCAAAAUCUCCAUGCCGAAGGUCGACAUCUCGCUACCGAAGAUGGGAUCACCUGAUGUGGAUGUUGAAUGUCCAAAAGGUGGAGGAAAAUUCAGCCUGCCUUCUGUUGACAUCUCUCUCCCACAGGUGAAACCGGAGGUUGAAGACGUGGAUAUGGACUAUUUCGUGGGCGGAGAUGGAAAGUUCAAAAUGCCUGAUUUUGACAUAUCUUUCCCAAAAAUGAAGUCACCGGAAGGAGAAGUAAACAUAACGGGACAAGAAAUGGGAGGAGGUUUCAAGUUGCCCAAAGUGGACUUGACGCUUCCCAAAGGCAAAGCAGGAACAACUGAUAUCGAAGGGGGAGGAAAGUUUCAGUUACCAUCAUGUGACAUCUCGUUACCUAAAAUGAAGACAGGUGACACUGAAGGUGGUAAAUUUGAAAUGCCUGCACUUGAUAUUUCUCUCCCCAAAGGCAAAAUGGAAGGGGAUAUCGAAGUAGAAGGACAUGCUGGGAAGGGAGGAAAAUUCAAAAUGCCUACUUUUGAUGUCUCUCUNUCAGAGUGCGGAGGAAGCCUCGGAGUCGGUGGAGAUCGUGGUGGAGACGGAGGCCGAGGCCGGAGCCAGCGGCUACAGCGUGACCAGCUGCUCAGUGCAAAGGUCUACUUUGACAACGUGAAGUAUGAAGACGCUCUGAAGAUCCUUCAGUGUGCAGAACCGUACAAGGUCAGCUUCCUGCUCAAGAGAACCAUCCCCGGAGCCGAGGUCAGCAUCCGGCCUCGCGUUCCCAGCGUGGAGGUCAAAGGUCCCAAAGCCAAGAUGGCCAAAAUGAGUGUGAAGGGCAUCAAGCCGUUCAAGGCCAAGAAGAAGAGAGGCGGUCGCUUCGGUCUGAAGAGGCUGAAGGAGAAGCGCCGGGAGGAGCUGGUGGUCGAGGGGACGCCUCCCAGGCUGGAGAUGAGCGACGUGGACGUGGAGUUUUCUCUGCCCAAGUUCAAACAGAGGAAGAGCGCAAAGGUUGAUGUUUCUCUACCAAAAGGAAAGCUGGAGGGUGAUGUUGAACUAGAGGGUCCUUCUGCAAAAGGAGGGAAGUUCAAAAUGCCUUCUCUGAAUGUUAAACUCCCUAAGAUAAGAACAUCUGGAGCUGAUGUUGACCUUAAAGGACCCGAGAUUGAGGUACCAUCAGUAGAUAUUUCCCUACCCAAAGGGAAACCAAAAGGUGAAGUUGAAAUUGAGGGAAACAGAGGCAAGUUUAAAAUGCCGUCAUGUGAUAUAUCUCUUCCAAAAAUUAAGUCACCUGAGGGAGAAUUUGUCUUGGAGGGGCCCGAAAUCAAAGGUGGAAAGAUGCCUGCUAUCGAUGUUUCUCUCCCACAAGGAGGCGUAGAGGGGCAUUUUAACCCUGAUGGCACUGAAGUGAAAGGAGGUAAAUUCAGCAUGCCCUCUGUGGACAUUUCCCUCCCAAAAAUGAAGCUACCCAAAGCUGACGUGGAGCUAGAAGGCCCAAAUGUGGACUUUUCUAAACCAAACCUUGAGGGCAACGUGGAGCUCAAGGGCAUUGGAGGUGGUGGCGAGUUCAAAAUGCCAACUUUUGACAUUUCUCUUCCAAAAAUGAAAGGGGGAGAAGUUGAUAUUGAAGGACCUGAAGUGAAAGGAGGAGGAAAGUUCCACAUGCCCUCUUUAGAUGUGUCACUGCCACAGAUGAAAACACAGAGAGGUGAGAUUGACAUCGAAGGUCCUGAGUUUAAAUCGCCCCAGGCAGGUUUAGACUUAAAGGGAGGUGAGAUUAAAGGAGGGAAAAUUAACAUGCCUUCCGUUGACAUCUCUCUUCCAAAAGGGAAAGCAGAAGGUAAGCUCGAUAUUGAAGGACCCUCAGGCAAAGGAGGCAAGUUUAAAAUGCCUUCAUUUGAUGCAUCCCUACCAAAGAUGAAGAUGCCAGAGGGAAAUAUUGGCCUUGAGGGACCUUCAGUUGACAUCUCUCUUCCAAAGGGAAAAGCAGAAGGUGACAUAGAAACUAAAAGUAAAGGAGGACAUUUUCAUAUGCCCUCAAUUGAUGUUUCUCUCCCGAAAAUAAAAUCGAAACGAGGCGACAUCAACGUUGAGGGACCAGAAAUUAAAGGUGGGGAAAUUAAAAAGCCAACUAUCGACAUUUCACCCCCUCAAGGAACAUUCGAAGGUGACAUCAAUGUUAAAGGUGAAGGAAAAGGAGGAAAAUUCAACCUUCCAUCUGUAGACAUCAACCUUCCUGCAGUAAAAUUUCCAGAGGGAGAUUUGAGUUUUCAAGGUCCGAAAGUCAAAGGUGGAAAGUUUGAAAUGCCAAAAAUUGACCUCUCUCUCCCCAAAGGGAAAGCAAGAGGAGACAUUGAUAUUGACAUUCACUCUGGAAAAGAUGGGAAUAUUGAAAUACCAUCCUUUGACGCUGGACUUCCUAAAGGUAAAAUCAAAGCUGACAUAAAUGUUGAAGGUCCUGAAGGAAAAGCAGGAAAAUUCAAAAUGCCCAAAUUUGAUGUUUCCCUUCCAAAAGUGAACCUGCCAGAGGGUGAUGUGAAAGUGGAAGGACCAGAGAUUAAAGGGAAAAUGGAAAUGCCCACUGUUGACAUUUCACUCCCAAAAGGAAAAAUAGAGGGAGAUGUUGACAUUGGGGCAAAAGGAGGCAAGUUUAACAUGCCUUCAAUCAAUAUCAAUCUCCCAAAACUAAAGUCUCCAGAGGCAGAUGUUAGCCUCGAGGGCCCAGAUGUUGACAUUUCACUUCCAAAAGCAAGAGGUGAUGUUGAUGUAAAUGUUGAAGGUCCUGAGGUGAAAGGGGGGAAGAUUAAAAUGCCAAAGUUUGAUAUUUCAUUACCUAAAGUAAAUUUUCCAGAGAGUGAUGUCAAAUUGAAAGGACCUGACAUAAAGGGCAGGAAGAUUGAGAUGCCAGACAUUGAUAUUUCACUCCCCAAAGGAAAAGCUGGUGGACAAAUUGAAGUUGAAGGACCUGCUGGCAAAGGAGGCAGGUUCCAUAUGCCCUCUAUUGAUAUCGGAGGAAAGAUUGCUGUGCCAACAGUUGAUAUUUCACUUCCGGCAGGAAAAAUUGAGGGUGAUAUCAAUGUUGAAGGGCCAUCUGGAAAAGGAAAGAUUGAAGGGCCAAAAGUUAAUAUUGAUAAAAAAGGUGGUGGACUCCACAUGCCAACACUUGACAUAAAUCUACCUAAGUUUGACCUUGACUUCAGUCUCCCCUCUGGUCGGAAGGAUAAAGGCCUCAAACUGGACACUGGUGUUUCAGGAGAUUUGGAGAUGCCUGGUCUCAAAGGAGAUAUUAAUGCAGACAAGUUGAAAGUUAAGGGUACAGGCAUAGAAACAGGUGGAGUAGAAGGUCCAGGUGGUUCCCUCAAACUCCCCACAGUCAAACUGCCAACAUUCGACAUCUCCGCUCCAAAGGUGGAUCUCGACUUUGGCCUCAAUAAACCUAAAGGUGAUGAUGUGGAAGUGGAGCUUCUGAAGGCAGAGGGAGGUAGGCCUUCUUCAGGGGGCAGCUUUGACCUACCUGAUGUUUCCCUCAAAGUCCCUGGUUUCACUCUUCCCAGGUUUGGUGCAAAGACAAAGAGCGGUGAUUUUGAGACAUCAGGACCAAAAGGAGGUGUUUCCCUCAGUCCACCACGUGUGGAAGGAGAGAUUAGAGCACCGUCAGUCGAGUUUGAUGGAGAUGGCAAAGUCAAGAUGAAGAAACCUAAACUCAAAAUGCCAUCAUUUGGAUUAUCGAAAAAGGAUGCAGAUGUAUCCGUGUCUUGCCCUGAUGUCGAUGUGAAAGUGAGAAAGGGGAAAAUUGAUGUUCCAAAACCAGAAAUCAAUGUCGAGAGCCCAGAUGACAAGUCAAAAUACAAAGUGAAAUUUCCCAAGUUUAAAAUGUCAUCACCAAAAGGUCAACUUCCAGAAGGAGAUGUUAAUGUUAAAGUGGAAGCAGAUGCUGAAGGAAAAGGUGGCUUCCAUGCACCUGGCGUCACACUCAAACUGCCAAAGUUCUCCAUGCCAGGAUUUGGCUCAAAAGAAAAAGAUUUAGGAAAGCCAAGUGGAGACCUUGAAGCGAAGGCCAAAGUAAAGAUGCCUUCUGUUGAACUAUCACUACCAGCAGCUAAAACACCAGAGACUGAGGUUCUUCUCCCCAAAGCAGAAGUUGAUGUUUCAGAGGCUGACAUUAAAGGGUAUGAGGGAAACCUUAAAAUUCCCAAAAUGCCAACAAUUGACGUCUCCAUCCCCAAAAUAGACCUGGAUAUGUCCUUGCCAAAAGGAAAGUCCCCGAAGAUUGAAGGACCAGAAGUGGGGUUAAAAGGGGGGGAAGGAAAAUUUAAAAUGCCUCAAAUAACAAUGCCCUCACUAGACAUAUCCCUUCCCAAAGGGAAGUCCGGAGAACUUCUUGGACCAGAUGUGGAAAUAGAUGGAGAAGGAGGCAAAUUUAAAAUGCCUCAUGUCAAACUGCCCACUGUUGAUAUAACCCUACCGAAAGUAAAAACUGGUAAAAUCGAUAAGCCAGAUGUUGACGUAGAAGGAGAGGGGGGAAAAUUCAGAAUACCUGGUAUCAAAAUGCCAAACAUUGACAUAUCUAAGGGAAAGACCGGGAAAUUAGAGGGACCAGAUGUUGAAAUUGAAGGAGGAGGAAAGCUCAAAAUGCCUCAAGUGAAGAUGCCAGAUGUUGAUAUCUCUCUGCCCAAAGGAAAGAUUGAAGGACCAGAGGUGGAGAUCACAGGGGAAGGUGACAAAUUCAAGAUGCCACAUCUCAAAAUGCCCUCUGUUGAUAUUUCACUGCCCAAAGGAAGGGUUGAGGGCCCAGAUGUUGAUGUAGAAGGAAGUACUGGGGGAAAAUUCAAAAUGCCUCACUGGAAAAUGCCUGGUUUUGAUGUCUCUCUGCCGAAAGGAAAGAUUGAAAGUCCAGACAUUGACAUAUCUCUGCCUAAAGGGAAAGUUGAAGGUCCAGAGGUGGAGAUAGAAGGAGAAGGUGGAAAAUUCAAGAUGCCUCAUCUCAGCAUGCCUUCAGUUGAUAUAAAGCUACCCAAAGGGAAGUUUGAAGGUCCAGAUGUUGAAGUAGAAGGAGAUGCAGGGGGAAAAUUCAAAAUGCCUCACAUGAAAAUGCCAAACGUUGACAUAUCUCUACCAAAAGGGAAAGUCGAAGGUCCAGAAGUGGAGAUCAAAGGAGAAAGUGGAAAAUUCAAGAUGCCACACAUCAGUAUGCCUUCAGUUGAUAUAAAGCUACCCAAAGGAAAGUUUGAAGGUCCAGAUGUUGAAGUAGAAGGAGAUGCAGGGGGAAAAUUCAAAAUGCCUCAUAUGAAAAUGCCAAACAUUGACAUAUCUCUACCUAAAGGGAAAGUCGAAGGUCCAGAAGUGGAGCUCAAAGGAGAAAGUGGAAAAUUCAAGAUGCCACACAUCAGUAUGCCUUCAGUUGAUAUAAAACUACCAAAAGGAAAAGUUGAAGGUCCGGACGUAGAGCUGGAAGGAGAUGCAGGAGGAAAAUUCAAAAUGCCUCACAUGAAAAUGCCAAACAUAGACAUAUCUCUGCCAAAAGGGAAACUAGAAGGUCCAGAAGUGGAGGUCAAAGGAGAAAGCGGAAAAUUCAAGAUGCCGCACAUCAGUAUGCCAUCAGUUGAUAUAAAACUACCCAAAGGAAAAGCUGAGGGUCCAGAUGUUGAACUAGAGGGAGAUGCAGGAGGAAAAUUCAAAAUGCCUCACAUGAAAAUGCCAAAAAUUGACAUCUCACUUCCAAAAGGGAAAGUCGAAGGUCCUGAUGUAGACAUUAAAGGAGAAGGUGGUGAAUUCAAGAUGCCACACAUCAGUAUGCCUUCAGUUGAUAUAAAACUACCAAAAGGAAAAAUUGAAGGUCCAGAGGUCGAAGUCGAAGGAGAUACAGGAGGAAAAUUCAAAAUGCCUCAUAUGAAAAUGCCAAACAUUGACAUCUCUGUGCCCAAAGGGAAAGUUGAAGGUCCAGAAGUGGAGUUAAAAGGAGAAGGUGGGAAAUUCAAGAUGCCGCACAUCAGUAUGCCUUCAGUUGACAUUUCACUGCCCAAAGGGAAGAUCGAAGGUCCAGAUGUUGAACUAGAGGGAGAUGCAGGAGGGAAAUUCAAAAUGCCUCACAUGAAAAUGCCAAAUAUUGACAUCUCUCUACCUAAAGGGAAAGUUGAAGGUCCAGAGGUGGAGUUCAAAGGAGAAGGUGGGAAAUUUAAGAUGCCACACAUCAGUAUGCCUUCAGUUGAUAUAAAACUACCAAAAGGAAAAGUUGAAGGUCCAGAAGUGGAAGUAGAAGGAGAUGCAGGAGGAAAGUACAAAAUGCCUCAUAUGAAAAUGCCAGAUGUCGACAUUUCUCUACCUAAAAGGAAAGUCGAAGGUCCAGAGGUGGAGUUUAAAGGAGAAGGUGGGAAAUUCAAGAUGCCACAUCUCAAAAUGCCCUCUGUUGAUGUAAAACUACCAAAAGGAAAAAUUGAAUGUCCAGAUGUUGAAAUAGAAGGAGAUGCAGGAGGAAAAUUCAAAAUGCCUCAUAUGAAAAUGCCAGAUGUUGACACAUCUCUGCCUAAAGGGAAAGUCGAAGGUCCCGAAGUGGAGGUCAAAGGAGAAGGUGGGAAAUUCAAGAUGCCACACAUCAGUAUGCCUUCAGUUGAUAUAAAACUACCUAAAGGAAAAGUUGAAGGUCCAGAUGUUGAGUUGGAAGGAGGUGCAGGAGGAAAAUUCAAAAUGCCUCACAUGAAAAUGCCAGAUGUUGAUAUUUCGCUUCCUAAAGGGAAAGUCGAAGGUCCCGAGGUUGAAAUCAAAGGAGAAGGUGGGAAAUUCAAGAUGCCACACAUUAGUAUGCCUUCAGUUGAUAUAAAACUACCAAAAGGAAAAAUUGAAGGUCCAGAUGUAGAAGUAGAAGGAGAUGUAGGAGGAAAAUACAAAAUGCCUCAAAUGAAAAUGCCAAAUGUUGACAUUUCUCUGCCUAAAGGAAAACCUUCAGUCGAAGGUCCAGAAGUGGACAUUAAGGGAGAUGGUGGACAGUUCAAGAUGCCGAAUGUGGGCAUUUCUAUCCCCAAAGGAAAAGCAAAUGUUGAUGCAGCAGGAGAGAAAUUGGAGGCAGACGGAGGAGGUAUCAAAAUGCCACAUAUCAAGAUGCCAAAAGUAGAUAUUUCACUUCCUAAAGGUAAAAGUAAAGACAUUGAAGCUCCUGUACUAGAGAUGGAAGUCACAGGUCCAGAGGUUAAACUUCCAAAGACUAAAUCAGCCGACGCACAGAUCAACUUGCCAACGAUUAAGGCUGAAGGGGAAUUCAAAGUCACAUCACCAGAUCUGGACACAGGGGCUCACGGAGAAGCUGAUUUGCAUGUUGAGGGAGAGCACAAAGGCAUGAAACUCAAGAUGCCAACAAUAGAUAUCAAAGGUCCGAAAGGUGACCUCGAGCUCGAUAUCGGGCUUCACCGAGGAGAGGGCAAGAAGGAUAGAAAAAAAGUCGAGCUCCCCGACUUGGACCUCAACACAUCAGGAACUGGCGGCAAAGUAAAGGGGCCUAAAGUCAAAGGAACGAAAUUCAAGAUCGGAAUGCCCAAAAAGAAAGUCAGUGGAAAUGUAGUGGCAGACGUUGAAGCUGGAACCCACAACGGACAUAAAGAUCGUGUCAACAUCCCAAUGCCGGAGGUGACGUCACCAAGUGUCAGUCUGAAAACAGGAACAGGAGGAGAAGGUGCAGAAAUCAAAGUCCCCAGGAUACCAGACAUAGACUUUGAUAUCGGUACAUCACCAGAUGAGGAUGACAACAAAACGGAACAAGGCAAGAAAAUCAAAAUCCCAAAGUUUGGUGUCCCGUUACCUUCCAUCUCCUCUCCUGAGAGACAGAUGAAUAUCUAUGGGCAAGAAAUCGAGUAUGAGGGCCCUAAAAUGCCCAAAGUAAAGAAAGCUGUUUUUGUUUUGGUGAAUCCUCCUACAGCAGAUGAACCUUCUCCAAGCACAGGCCUCCUAAAAGAGGAGGCAACAGCUGAAGCUGAGACGGAGGACAUCAAAGUGAAGAUGCCCAAGAUCAAAAUGAAGCCAAGUUUUGGGAAGUCCAAGGAUAAAUCUGCUGCAGAAAAAGGAGGUGAGGAAGAAGAGAAGUCAAAGGGAGGGAAGGUGAAACUGCCAAAAGUGUCAUUUUCUUCUGGCAAAUCAGGAUCGCUUGAUGUCGCUCUCAAGGGAGAAGGUUCAAGUUCGAGUCUCAACGGUGAAAAAGACACUCACAAGGGCUCCAAGGACGACAAAGGGACAUUUGGCGGUAAACUCAAACUUCCGAAGGUGGAGUUCACUAGUCCAUACGGCAAGAUGGCUGCAGGGGAGGAGAGCCCAGAUCCUUCACCAGGAGAAACCAGGGGAGACGCUAAAGUAAAACAAAGCAAGAUGGCCUUUGCGGGUUUCGCUGAGGAGUCUUCGAAGGAGGUAGUGUCAUCUCAUGCCAGAACAGAAAUGCUGGACAGGGACAGCUCAGAGUCGCCUCCCGGUUUCCUGGAGUUCAGCUCGGCGAAAGUCCAGGCGUGGACUGAGAUGGAGAGCAGAAGCCGGGAGUCUGAAGGAAGAGAGUCUUCGUCCUGGUUCAAAGUCCCGAAGAUGACUCUGAAGCCGCACUCCACAGGUUUCCUCCAGAUAACCCCAGAGGGUUCUCCGCAGGCCCAGCGAAAGGGCGAGGUGGGCGGCGAGGUCGACGUCUCGGGAUCUUUCUGCCUCCACACCUCGGCGCUCGACUUCAGCACCGAGCAAAUGUCCGAAGAGAGCCACGUCUCCUCCACCGAGGAGGGAACUGUCACCACGGUGACCAAGACCACCAGAAUCACCCGGCAGCUGGUCACCACGGAGCAGCGAACGGGCGAAUCUUCGACCACGACGACCACGACCCGCCAGGUGACGGACUUCGACUACUGAGGAUGCUGUAACGAUAUCUUAAAUGUUUAGUUUCUUUGUUGUUGUUGUUGUUGUUGUUGUUGUUGUUUUUGGUGAGGUUGCAGUGUUCUCGUAAGCUACGCCUGCAACAUGGCAAACCUCUAUUGAAGUAGCCCUAAAAGUCUUUAUUUUAUAUUUUAUUAGGUGAGGUAUGAAUGUGAUGAAAUGACUUUUCAUCAACCAGCAUUAUUGUCAUUAUUACAGCAACAGAGUAAUAUAUACUACCUUUUAUUUUCAUUUUACAUGUGACUAUUUCUUUUUUUUUUCUUUUUUGUUACCGUUCUUUGAGUUUUGUUAGUUUAGUUUUAAUUAUUUAUCCGAUUGUGUUUGGGUUUUAAAGGUUUCCCUCUGAAUGUAAACGCGUCAUAUUGCUUCACUAUUUAUUGUUGUCGGUGCGUUCAGGAUGAAUAACUCACAUCAGCAUCAUGGAUUAGACCGUGAUUUUGUGAUUAGUUGGAAAUGAUGAACCACUUCAGCACAGGCCAGAGUAAUAUUUAUGUAAAUACAACUAUAUAAUUGCUUUUUUGAAGCUGAAUCCCUUCAAUCCAAAAUGUAAUUAUUUUCCUAUUCACCGGUCGGGAGUAGAAAUGGUAUUUUUUUGACCUGAUAACCUAUUUUGUUUGUCUUGAAGGAAAAGUGUGAGCUUUUUGAGAUUAUAGGAUAUUCUCAUUUUCUGCCAUAGAUGCCUAUUUAGCUGGUGCUGUUUCCCAGAGAUAGUCACAGUGAGUGAGCAGGACGACGCUCUGGGCUCUUUUUCUGCUGUGGGGAUCAAACCUGCGACCUUCCGGUUUUACAGGUUUACUCUCGAAAACAUUUAGGCCAACCUGCUGCUAAUCCAUUUUAUAUAUUUAUGUUUUUACUGUACACUGCCAGAGAAGGACACCACUGUAUAUUUUGUGACAGCUUUAAGAUACACCAGACGCUCAGCUGUAAACCGGGCUGAGCUUCAGCGAGCUGGGAGGAAAUGUGGGGAUUUAUGGACGCUGUUGGGCGCUUUAACCAAAUAAAUUGCAGGAGUUUUGCGGGUGAAGCUGUAAAUCUUGCUCUACCAAAUUAUAUCUCUGUAAGACAAAGAGAUCAGCCACGGAGGGGCGAGCCUUGAUCGGAGGAGGAUCAUAAACAAGAUGUUUUCUUGUAGUUAAAAUGAAUUUGUUCUGUUUGAUAUUUUACAUAUUUCUAAAGUUAUAUGAAAUAACCAUCAGAGUAGCAAAGGCGUUCACCCCUUUAUCUCCACCUCUAUUUAUUUAUCUCUACAUUGAGGCAGUUUUUAUGGCAUUAAAUCUAAACUUACCUCCUCAGAGUUUUGCAGGAUUUUUCAGUUGGAUGUAAAACAUUUCAGAUUGAACACUUUUGAUUUAACUCGGUUGAUAAGAUGCACGGAGAAAGUCCUGACGAAUCCACUCCCAGACCGGUUUCACCAACACGUCGACACACUGAGCAGCGUCUACGUGUACGCAGAUCUUUACCUUCCUGGUUUAAACGAAGUCUUUACUUUAGAUCCUGAGAGUUUUUAGUGCCAAAGUGUUUUGUCGGAGCUGCAUUGGAGAGAAUGUUGGUUAAGUUGUUCCAUCAAUAAAACAAUAUUCACAUAAAAAAAAAAAAAAAAACAUGUU
This is a messenger RNA of Stegastes partitus (bicolor damselfish), 11750 nucleotides long. RefSeq names its product periaxin (gene prx). The record is from RefSeq and is a predicted model, not a curated record. The transcript is spliced from 10 exons. NCBI's taxonomy places the organism in Eukaryota, Metazoa, Chordata, Actinopteri, Pomacentridae. Bases 1 to 10119 code for a protein of 3372 amino acids. Gene Ontology annotation, cellular component: nucleus; cytoplasm. Gene Ontology annotation, biological process: regulation of RNA splicing; peripheral nervous system myelin maintenance.